UAAAAAAGUAAAUAAAUAUUACCUAAAUUUGCCAUCAAAUAUCAAUGGAUUUAGAAAUAUUAUUAAUUGUUAUUUAUUUAUUUAUUUUUUGACCUACGACACUAAAUUAACUAUCUACUGUAGUUUCUACAGAUAUACGAAUACGAGUGUACUUUUAUUAUUACAACGAUGGUAGAUGUACCCGUUCAAGAUAUGAUUAAAAAUACAUUUACAUGGCACAACAAGAAUGGCUACAAAUCAGGGAAAACGUAUACUUUAUUUAAUUAUUUUACAAGCAUUGAAGAUUCACACUCAAAAUAUCUUCAUUAUCAAAUGACAAAACCUUUGUCUGUUCAAACUCAACAUGACUCUCCAUCUAAAAGUGAUUCUCCUCAACCAUUUUAUCACAUUCAUCAGGAUUCAAUUAUUACACAGAAGUCAAGUCCAACACCAGUUAGAUUUAGCCCACGUAUGGGUUCUAAUGCUAUUAAUUAUGCACGUUCAAGUGUUACAAAUCGAGUGUCAAUCACACCCAAUAUGUCACCAAUUAGCAGCUCUAAUGUUGAUCAGUCAAUAUCAAAAAUUAGUGCAAUGUUUCCGACUGCAUCUGAAUCCCAUAUUAAAUCAUUAUUAAAUAAAUAUCAUAACAGAGAAGCUGUGGUUAUUAGUGCUUUGCAAGUAGAAAAACAUCCAAUUGCUACACCUGGACCAUAUACACCGCCAUCAAUUAGUCGUCAUUAUAUGUUACAAGCUAAUCCUUCACCCAUGGCUAGUCCAUUACCUAAACCAGCUCAUUAUUCUCCAAAAAUGAAAUUGAGAUAUUUGAAAAGUGUAUUUCCAGUUGUAGAAGAAACAGUACUUUUGGAUACAUUAUGUAGUGCAGAUAAUAAUGUUAAUCAAGCAACUAAAACAUUAUUAACUAUGGGAUUUGAUAAACGACAUAAUAUUACAAAAAAUGUGCCUAAACUACCUAGAGUUACAUUAACAAACAGUGAAAAUGAUUAUGAAGAGGAUGAUAUGUUUUGGUUACGAAGAAAAACCUGUGAUAAUUAUGAUAAAACUAAAUCUACUUGUUCAUCUUGGCCUGUUUCUUCGGUGGUAUCAACACCUAUCAAAAAAAUAAAUUCUGAUGAACAGAUAAAAAUAAAACAAAGAUUGCAUGAUAAAUUUGAUGAUCAAGAAGAAAAAAUUAUAAUUUUUGCCUUAGAAAGUACAGAUUAUAAUGAAUUAUUAGCAGAUCAAGUUCUUAAAAAUCAUUUAGAUAAUGAAUUUAAAACAAAGGAUGAAAAUGAUUGUAAGCUCAAAAGGGAAAAUUCUAGUAACAAAGCAACUGGUAAUUAUACUGUAACGGACAUUAGCAACUCAAAAACUGAAUCAAGAAAUUCUUUCUGUGAAAUAAAUUCUGAGAACCAGAUAACUGUGGCAAAUGGCACACAAAAAAGUUUGGCGAAAGGUCCCAAUAAAGAUUUGUUAAGCAAAAAAAUUUCAUCUAAGUGUGAGUCACAUGAAAAAAACAAAGUAAAACCUAAAGGUCCCAACAAAUCGUUAUUGAGUAAAAUUCAUUCUUUAGCAAAAGGACCAAAUACUGAGUUGAAAAAAGGACCGUCCAAAGGAUUAGCUAAGGGUAGUAUUUUCCAUCGGCUAUUCAAGAAAUAAUUACUUUGUUAUGUUCUAUUUCGAAUGAAGUAAAUUAUUUCUAUACUUAAGAUUCUUUUUGAAUGUAUAAUGGUAAUUAAAGUUUAAAUGAUAUCUUAUUUUGAAUAUAGUAAUUUAAUAUUAUCUUCAAUUUUGUUACUUAAGUAGCAAAUGUUUAGAUUGUUUAAAUUAUAUUUAUUUAUUUUUAAUCUUUUUUUAAAUUAAACAUUUUUUUCUGUCAGAAAUCAUAUGUGUCAAAUGUGUAUAAUCCUUUUUUCUUAGA
Rhopalosiphum maidis (corn leaf aphid) is the source of this 1897-nucleotide messenger RNA. RefSeq lists its product as uncharacterized. The record is from RefSeq and is a predicted model, not a curated record. The transcript has 10 exons. Gene Ontology annotation, molecular function: ubiquitin binding. The coding region runs from base 169 to 1635 and encodes 488 amino acids. Lineage: Eukaryota; Metazoa; Arthropoda; Insecta; Hemiptera; Aphididae.